This is a messenger RNA of Schistosoma turkestanicum, 1606 nucleotides long. The record is from the annotation of a GenBank genome assembly. NCBI's taxonomy places the organism in Eukaryota, Metazoa, Platyhelminthes, Trematoda, Strigeidida, Schistosomatidae.
GUGCACUUUAUAGCAGGUAUUGGGUUUCGGACGACCUUUUGCCGGGCCAUCCGAAAAUUCACUUCGUAACGUAUUCGAAACUUCAUUAAUUUACAGUUUCGAUUGUCAGCUUGUCUUCAUCUCAUGCACAUAUAACCACACAGUGCCUCAGCACCCAAGGUACCUUCUGGCUAGACGCAAAGUUACCAAAGGCUGAAGUUACAACUUUUGUGAUACUUUCUGUUAAAAAUGGAUUUCCAACACCGUGUAGGGGGGAAGACUGGCUCUGGUGGUGUGGCAUCAGAGGCUGAAGCAAAUCGCGACCGUAGGGAACGUUUGCGACAACUGGCACUUGACACAAUUGAUCUGAACAAAGACCCGUAUUUUAUGAAGAAUCACUUGGGGACUUACGAAUGCAAAUUGUGCCUUACUUUGCACAAUAACGAAGGGAGCUAUCUUGCACAUACUCAAGGUAAAAAACAUCAGUAUAAUUUGCAAAGACGAGCUGUUGAGCAGGCUCGCGAGGCUCCAUCUACCAUGCAGCCAGAGCGCGUCAAAGUAGAGCCAAAGAAAUUCAUCAAAAUUGGUCGUCCUGGAUAUAAAGUAACUAAACAAAAGGAUCCAGAUGCUAAUCAACAGUCUAUGCUUUUUCAAAUUGAUUAUCCAGAAAUUGCUGAUGCUUCUGGUGUAAUACCUCGACAUCGGUUUAUGUCUGCUUAUGAACAACAUGUUGAACCACCAGAUAAACGUUGGCAAUACUUAUUAUUUGCUGCUGAACCAUAUGAAACAAUUGCUUUCAAAAUUCCGAGCCGUGAAGUGGAUAAAGACCCAAAAAAGCUAUGGACUUAUUGGAAUUCCAGCUCUAAACAGUUCUUCCUACAGUUUGCUUUCAAACUAGAAAGUCAGUCAUCUUCUACAGCCAUGCUUCGUGAUUUGGAAAUGCAGAAAGCCAAAGCUCAGCAUGCUCAACUUCAGCUUCAGUUACCUCCACCGCCGCCCCCACCACCUCCACCUCCACCACAUGCUAUUGGUCUUCCUAUUCCAAGUUUUCUUCUUAAUAUGCCUAUAAACACUAGCUUGACAAACAUGCCACCGCCGCCACCUCCACCACCAAUUAUGGUUGGAGCAAAAGAUACCAAGCCCUUAUUGCCUCCCCCUCCCCCGCCACCACCUUCAUUUUCACUUGGUGCUCCGCCGCCUCCUCCACCACCACCUACUUUUACGGCAAAUUCUAAUGCUUUAGGGACAAAUACUUCCUCAGCACCAAUCCCACCACCGCCUCCGCCAACUUCCGUUCAAAUGAAUGGGAACUAAGUAAUCUAUUUGUGUACUCUGUUAUUAUUUCUAUACACACAACGAGUUAUUUACCUAUUUGUUCUUGUAUAUUCAUACCUGUCAGUUUGUAUUAAUGCAUGUGAUUGUAAGAAAAAUACUGUAAUCAUCGUUCAUUAGGUGUAAGUUUGAAAAAUUUUCUAACAUCAUGGAUGGAUUUCACUUUAUAGUUAUUGAUCGCUUUUAAGUGGCACGAACUGCUGCAACACAGUAGAGAUUUUAUUAUAUCCUCAGGUUGUACUUUUGUUAACUUCAGCGAGUUGUCUAUUCAAGAUUACGCGUCAUUCUUUUUCAA